UUUUUGGUUUUCUAAAGGUCACUGCCUCAUUUUAAAUAAAAAUAAGAAAGAAAGAACAAUAUGGCGUCCAAUUUAUGCAUAAACAAUAGUUACAAUAAAGAAACAUCUGUGGUUAUUAAUGCCUUUUUUAAAGCCUAGAUUGACUAGCAUUGUAAACUUGCGCUUGCUUAUACUAGAAAGUGGAUCUUCUAAUUUGCUGACAACAGCACUGUUCUCUUCAACUGAAGCUGUGGUUUAAGCAUAGGACUGCAAGAUGAACUUUGAACUUCCGAGGUCAUAUGAAGGAGCCUUGUCAGAAGCUCUUGAUCUGUCCAAGAAAAAGCCUGCAAGUAGCAGCGAUGAUCUGGUUGUGAAUAUAAAACAAGAGAAGGAAGAUGAUAUGGAAGAGAUUGUUGUGCCUAGUGUUGAAGCUUCUGCCAGGAUGUUACAGGAGCAUUUUAAUGCUAGGAUACAGGCCAGCCUUUAUAGUGAAAGCUUGGCUUAUCUGUCCUACCUAAAACAGCAACAGUUGCAUCAAGCUGAACAGCAAAAUGUACUAAAAGCCAAAUCCCUGAAAGCUAAUUCCACUAGCAACAAUGUUGCAACUAACAAUAAUGUACCGCAAAGUGGUGCACCAAAGGGCCAGAAGAAGAAACGUACCAAAUCCUACAAGUGUGUUAUCUGCAAUCGCGUGUUCACUCGGUGCACCAUUUUGAAAUCCCACUUGGUAACCCAUUCUGGGGUCAAGCCGUUUAAAUGCUCUACCUGUAAUAAAGAAUUUGCGAAAAACGCCUACCUCAAACAGCAUGAAAUGGUGCACACUGGAGUGAAGCCAUUCAAGUGUGACCUCUGUGAUAAACAGUUUGGCUUUAAGUCAAAGCUAAAAUACCAUCAGAUGAUACACACUGGCGAGAGGCCAUUCCAGUGUGAGGUGUGUGAUGCCCAGUUCUUGACCAACAUCCUGCUGAAGCAGCACGAGGCUGUCCACACGGGGGAGAAGGCCUUUAAGUGUGAGAUCUGUUUUAAGCAGUUUAACUACAGCUCCAAGCUGAAAUAUCACAUGCUGGUCCACACCGGGGAGAAGCCGUUCAAGUGUGACAUCUGCGACAAAGUCUUCUCGCGCAGCACCAAGCUGAAGCUCCAUUUGAUGAUCCACACAGGAGACCGGCCAUUUGAGUGCGAAAUUUGCGAGAAGAAGUUCUCAUUGGGUUCCCACCUAAAGCAGCAUCUCAUCGUCCACUCCGGGGACAAGCCCUUCAAAUGUGAGGUGUGUCACAGGCGAUUUUUCUACAGCUCAAACCUCAAGAGACAUAUGAUAGUCCACUCAGGGGAGAAAAGAUUUGAAUGCCACUUCUGCUUCAAGGAGUUUUCAAACCACACUUACUUAAAAAAUCACAUUAUGAUACACACUGGUGAAAAGCCUUUUGCCUGCUUGGACUGUAACAGGAAAUUCUCCAGUUUUUGGAACCUUAAGAAUCACCUGAUAGUCCACUCGGGUGAGAAACCUUUUAAGUGUUUUGUGUGUGAAAAAGAUUUUGCCAACCACUCCAAUCUAAGAAAGCACCAAACUAUUCAUAUCAGGGAAGAUCCUUUUGAGUGUGAGGUUUGCUUCAAAAAGUUUUCUAUGCGCUCAAGUUUAAAGAGACACCAGAGGAGGUCGUGUAUAAAGGAAGCUGCUCCACCUAGUUCUGAGUGAAGUUAGAAUUAUUCCUAUAUUAAUACACAAUGUGCAUACAAUAUAUUGUAUAUAUAUUGUAUUUAUUAACAGCCCAUACUAGCUCAUCCCUUCUUUCUAAUAAUAUAAGUGUUUUUGUUCCUUAAUUUGUAAAGAUCUGUUGAGUUUAAACAUUAUUUGACCAUUGCUAAAAAACCUUAACAAUUGAUUUACUUUCAAAGUGUUUGGCCAUUGGAGAGGCUCAUUCCAGAUUAACAUUUAGUUUUCUAUCAAAUCCUCAAACAUUAGAAGUUUUAUGUCUGUCAUAAAGAUACCAACGAUUUUAUCUGACACGCAUUUAUAAACAUAAUGUUUUGUUUAACUACAUUGGGGGGGGGGGGGGGGGGUAAUUAUAGCUAAACAUUGAUGCUGUCCCUUGUGAGGGAGAGGCUAAGCAAGUGUCAUGUUCCUGUGAAUGAAUGAAUGAAUGAGAUUUGAAGGGAAAUUGUUGAUGUACAUAAGAUGUAAUUUUAAAAAAAUAAUUUUUUCCACAAUUAUGGUGUUCCCUUGCACAAAACAUGUUAAAACUGAAUAGAUAGAUACAGACAUGACUUGAGAGAUGCUGAUGAUGUUAGCUGAAUGAGCGCUUAAUUAGGUCAAGAUUAUUUGCUGUUAAUUUAAAGUAAUGCUAUAAACACUGCUUAGUGGAUCUUUCAAAAGCUCUUCCAAACACAAUUAUGUGUUUGUAUAUAUAUAAUAUAUAUUAUAUGGUGUAAAUACAAAAGAGACAUUUGUUAACAUUUUUACAGUUAUAAAUAUAAACCUGGAGUUUAAAGUCUUACAAUUUUAAAAAAUCCAACUUUAUUUACUAGUGAUAAAGUAAAUUUUAGAGAAUUGUGCAGUAGAAUUUCAUGGCAUAUUUUAUUGGAAGGAGUAUUUUUUAUCAUUUCCAUUUAAAUAUUCUUUUUUUUUUUUAGAUAGUUUUUACACCACAGUAAAGUUGAUAAUAAAUUAAAAUUUGGCUUUUCCUGUUACCAAAUGAGGCCAAGGGAUUAUGGGAUGGAGUUCACUCUUUUGCUAUGCCCAACGCCAAUUGGGUUGUUUCUUUUUUCUGUAUUUUUUUCAGGUAUUUCUUUCAUGUCACGUGGUGGUGUUGUUAUGGCCUCCUUGAUUUCAUUGUUAUUUGAAUGUGAACAUGGUCUAGUUAAGACCAUUACCACAUGGCUAAGCUUAAAGUAGAUCAGAGACGGAUCACCCCUAUUGUGAAUAAAUGAGACUAGUCCAGCUCGCAACAUUAUCUACAACCAUUAUUUAAUGAGAUGACAUAGGAAUGAAGUUAUCAUGCCAUGCCUGGAAUUGAGAUUUUCGAUUGGCUAACCAGACUGUCGAAUUCCUCAGUUCAUGUCCGAUCAGUUUUGGGGCCCAUUAUGUCUUUGUUUUUACAUUUAUUUUUUUGUUUUAUUUUUGCUGGGAAUGUUUAUGUUAUGAGUAAUUAUAAGAAUGACUUAGACUUUUUUCCUUUAUUAUAUAUACACCUGACUAUCUCUACAGCAAUAACAGGGAACUUUGUACAUCUGUACAGUGGUCUGAAAGAAAGGCAGUUUUAUACCUAAUAUAAAAACCACAAUGGCAUUCAGUCGUUCUCUACAGUAUAUUUACAUUUUAUAAUUAAGACCUGAAGAAAUAAAAUUUAUAUACCAAAAUAUUUAUUUGUAUGUUCUAAUAUAUAUUAUACAUAACAUAUAAUAUAGUUAUUUCUUUGGUGCAUUUCAUAUUUUAUAUAUAAGUUACUCUAAUGUUUCAUUCCUUCUAUUGUCAUGUACUAUGUUCAUGUAUUACCAAGUCCUUAUUUGUUAUAAAUGUGUCCAUAAAACAUAGUCAAUCUGAAAGUGUACAAUUUGAACAUAAAGUCAGAAAAGUUGUUUGGAUAUCA
Biomphalaria glabrata is the source of this 3566-nucleotide messenger RNA. RefSeq names its product zinc finger protein 664-like. The transcript has 3 exons. The coding region runs from base 254 to 1675 and encodes 473 amino acids. The record is from RefSeq and is a predicted model, not a curated record. NCBI's taxonomy places the organism in Eukaryota, Metazoa, Mollusca, Gastropoda, Planorbidae.